Molecule: messenger RNA, 3889 nt
Organism: Pimephales promelas (fathead minnow)
Lineage: Eukaryota; Metazoa; Chordata; Actinopteri; Cypriniformes; Leuciscidae
Gene: rigi
Product: RNA sensor RIG-I
Biological process (GO): antiviral innate immune response; cytoplasmic pattern recognition receptor signaling pathway
Cellular component (GO): cytoplasm
Molecular function (GO): DNA binding; double-stranded RNA binding; single-stranded RNA binding
Source: RefSeq, a predicted model, not a curated record
UGCAGCACUUAGGAACAGUGAGGAGUGUGUUGGCCGUGUCUUCAUACUCGUGAGCUGACUAACAAGACACCAUGGGCAUCGUAGACGUUUUGAACAUACAACUAUAGACAGCUCACUAGAUGUUGAGACGGCUGAGGUAAUAUUUCGCUUCCUUGUUUGUAGUUUCGCUUUUGUUUCUGGAUCAGAUGUCGUGAGCUCAGGCUCAGUCAGGACUUAUAAUCAUGAGACAGUCUUCAUCAUAAUCAGCGAGUCCUGUCACGAACAACCAUGUACGAGCUGGUAAAGGAGAAUUUGCGGCGCUUUAGCGAUUAUAUCGCGAAGAUUUUACGACCGUCACUUAUCAAAACCUUUAUGACGACGCACUUUGAUAAAGAGAUGGUGGAAACCAUUCUCUCUACCGAGGAGACGUCUGUGACCUCCGCUGCCCAGAUGUUGCUGGACCGGAUGUGUUAUCUAGAGGAAGAGGGCUGGUUUCAGGCCUUUCUGGACACCCUGUUCGCCUCAGAUUAUACCGGUCUGCACAAGGCCAUUAAGGAGUGGGACUUCAGCGAGUUAGAGGAACUGAAGGAGCACCGGAUACUCCUGGAGAGAAUCGAACCAUCGAUCACCAAGCUCAUAAAGCCCGGCGAGCUGCUCACACACAUGAACGACUGUCUCAAGCUCAGGGAGUGUGAAGAGAUCAAAGCGGUGGAAACCCAGAAAGGUUAUAUCGCUGCCAGUGAGAAACUGGUCGACACUCUCCUGCGCUCGGACAAACCGAACUGGUUUAAGGUGCUGAAGAUGGCGCUGGACGCCUGCAACUGCGAUCAGGCACUGGAGCUGCUGGAGUCCAAUGGAGGCGGUACGGCCUCAAUGGGCAGCGGAUCUGAUGGGGAGGCGGAUUCCAUGACGACAGAAACCGUGACGUCAGUGAGUUUUACGUUCAGAGAGGAGGCUGAGAGUGAAGACAUGCUGAUGAGCACCAACAACAUGACUGUCACAGAGACACCCAGCGAGUUCAAAGGAGAAUACGCGCGUUCAGGCGAGCGUAAGCUGAGGGAGUAUCAGAAGGAGCUGACGGACGCUGCAGAGGGGCAAAACACCAUCAUCUGCGCCCCUACAGGAUGUGGAAAAACGAUUGUGGCCGUGGCCAUCUGUGAAAACCACCUGAAAAAGUGUCCCGGGCGGGCAAAGAUCGUGUUCUUGGCAACCAAGGUCGACGUCUAUGAACAACAGUACAAGCUUUUCAAGGAACACUUUUCUUUUACUGAUCCCAACAUCAAGGUGACGGGUAUGUGCGGUGAUAUGGCGCUGUCGGUGCGGCUGCUGAUAGAGACUCAUGAUAUCGUGGUUCUGACGGCCCAGAUCCUGGUGAACGCGCUUCAGAGCGGAGAAGUGCCGUCACUGGACAUGCUGUCACUCAUCCUGCUGGACGAGUGUCACAACACCACGGGGAAACACCCGUACAACAACAUCAUGACCCGCUACCUGGACACCAAACUCAGCUCCAGCACACACUCUCUGCCUCAGAUCGUGGGCCUGACGGCAUCGGUUGGCAUCGGUACGUUCAAGGACAGAACGGAGGCAGAGAACAAUAUCUUACAGCUCUGUGCCAACCUGGACACCAGGGUCAUCGCCACGGUUACCAAACACCUGGAUGAGCUCAGGACGUUUGUGCACACACCUGAGAAAGAAUUUUUUGAUGUUCCUCGGCACACCUGUGACCCGUUCAUCAGAAUCAUCGAGAACAUCAUGAGGAACAUCGAGCAUCUGGCGAAGAACACCUACAACAUCGAGAGCCUGUCGAACAUCCAGAACUGCGAGUACGGCUCUCAGAAAUACGAGCAGUGGAUCGUCUCGGUUCAGAAGAGCUGCAGAGUCAUAGUCAUGAAGAACACAGACGAGGAGAGACGAAUCUGCAGAGAUCUCUACAACUACACUGAACACCUGCGGAAAUAUAACGAUGCUCUGAUCAUUAAUGAAGACGCUCGGACUAAAGAUUCCCUCGAUUUCCUGGACGGGUUUUUCGAGCAGGUCCGGAACGCCGGCUUCGACGAGACCGAGAGGAGACUCACCGCGCUCUACGACAGUCAGCGCCCGCAGUUGCUGUUUUUGGCCACUGAGGGGCAGCAGAACCCCAAACUAGAGGAGCUGAGGUUCAUCCUGGAGGAAGAGUAUCACAACAACGAUCAGACGCGCACCGUCCUGUUCGUCAGGACCCGAGCCCUCGCCGACGCCAUGAAGAAAUGGAUUGAUGACACAGAUUCCCUGAAGUUCCUGAUGCCCGGAGUCCUGAUAGGAAAAGGACGAAAAUCCAACUUUAACGGCUCAGUGAUGACUCCGACCAAUAAGAAGGGUGUGUUGGACUCGUUCAAGAGCUCAGAUCAGAGUAAGAUACUCAUCGCCACCUCGGUCGCCGAUGAAGGCAUCGAUAUCCCACAAUGCAACCUGGUUCUGAUGUACGAGUACGUGGGUAACGUGGUGAAGAUGGUGCAAGUUCGAGGUCGUGGCCGUGCGCAGGGCAGUCGGUGUUUCCUGAUCUCCAGUAAUAAGGAUCGCAUCAUGAAGGAGAAAAUGAACAUGCUGAAGGAGAAGCUGGUGGAGGAGGCGAUCGUGGAGCUGCAGAAACUCCCUGAUCUCAGUUACAAGGUGGACAGGUUGCAGAGAGAAGAUAAGGCCCGGAGGGAUCAUGUCAGCGCCAGUCCCCAAAAACCCAAAAAACAAGGCAGUUAUCGGCUCCUCUGUGCAAAGUGCAAGACGUUCGCGUGUUCGAGUGACGACCUCAGAGUCGUGCAGAAGUCUCAUCACAUCGCUCUGGAUCGCUCCAUGUUCGAGCGCUUUACAACUUUUCCUCAUAAGAAACCAAUAUCCUUCGAUAACUUCACUAAGAAUAAGAAGAUGCUCUGUGGCAACUGCAAACACGACUGGGGUCUCAUCGCCUCUUACCUCACCAUCCAGGACCUGCCGCUGUUGAAGAUCGAGAGUUUCGUGGUGCAGGAUAGUGUCACUGAAGAGCAGUUUUACUUCAAGAAGUGGUGUAAUGUGACGUUUGCCAUCCAAGAGUUCGACAUGAAGGAGAUCACGCCUCAAACAUGGCCGCUGAGAGACUGAGGACGGCAAACAACACAUUUUACGCUUAAAUACUUCUUAUCUCACUCUAAAUUUGAAUUCCAAGUACUUUUUAUAUAUAUAUAUAUAUAUAUAAUUUGAUUGUGUAAUCCACAAUCCAUACAAUGCUUUUCUUACUUUACUAUUUCUGUCUUGUUUCCAGUCCAAAUAUUUAAAAAUUCUUAAAUCAAGAUGGAUUUACUAGAUGAGUAAAAUGACAAGAUAUUGAGUCUUGUCUUCUGGGAAAUAUAUAAAAAUUAAGUGAGUUUUUGCUUAAAACAAGCAAAAUGGGAUAAGAAUAAUCUUAACAAUAUUAUUUUUCUUGCCCCAUUGGCAGAUCAUUUUGCUUGUUAGCAAAAAAUCAUUUAAUUUUUAUUUAUUUCCCCAGAAAACAAUAUGUCAUUUUACUCAUCUAGUAAAUGCAUCUUGAUUUAAGAAAUGUUUGAUAUUUGGACUGGAAACAAGACAUGAGAAAAGCAUGUUUCUCUUUAUAACCCAACACAAACAUAUAGAUCUAUAUAUAAAUAUAGAAUUAGUCUUUGUGUUGAUGUUACAUGUUGAGCUUGAUUGCAAAAGUCUUGUCUAAUAAUAAGUCAACAGUUUUUAUUUUUUAUGUGUAUUUUAACAUUUCAAUUUAAUCUCGGACAGGACGAUUUUCCUGUUAAAUUCUACUGAUUAAUUAGACAUGACUAUUAUUUUAAAAAACAUAAUAGCUGAUAAUGAAAUUAUGUGAUAUGAAUGAUACAUUUUAUGUCAACUGAAGCUUAAUAAAAUAAAAGAAUGCAUGUCAUUAAAAUAUUAA